AUGGCCCGCGCUCUCGCUCUCGCCGUCGUCCUCCUCGUCGCCUCCGCCGCCGCCAGCGUGGCCUUCGCCGCGGAGGCCCCGGCCGCCUCGCCGAAGCACUCGGCCUCGGGCUCGUCGGCCUCGCCGUCGAAGGCGCCCGCGGCAGCCGAGAAGUCCGAGAAGGCCCCCGCGGCGUCGCCGGAGCACGCCGCGGCGACCCCCAAGGCGACCCCGGCGGCCUCCAAGUCGGAGACCGCGCCAUCCGAGGCGCCCACCUCCGAGUCCGGUGCCGCGUCGUCACCUAGCGAAAGCACCGCGUCGGAGGCGUCCCCCGCCGGUGCCCCCGAGAGCGAAACGUCCGGCAGCCCUUCCGCGUCCUCGUCGGAAGAGGCCGCGUCGCCCGACAGCAGCGCCGCCGCCGCGGAAGGGCCUUCCGGCAGCAGCGAGGCUGCCGCCGCCGCCGAGGAGCCGUCAACGGCGGAGGCGGCCACAGGCCCAGCCGCCGAUGGCCCGCCCGAACCCACCCACGCCUCGGACACGCCAGCGGAGUCUCCUGGUCCAGCCGCUGAUGAGAGCGGCAGCGCGGGCAUGGGCACCGGCGUCGCCGCCGCCGUGGUGGCCGCCGUCGCCGCCGCCGUUAUGCUUUCUUUCUAA
Molecule: messenger RNA, 633 nt
Organism: Panicum virgatum (switchgrass)
Lineage: Eukaryota; Viridiplantae; Streptophyta; Magnoliopsida; Poales; Poaceae
Product: classical arabinogalactan protein 6-like
Exons: 1
Coding region: 1-633 (210 amino acids)
Source: RefSeq, a predicted model, not a curated record